Messenger RNA from Fusarium verticillioides 7600, 1047 nucleotides. RefSeq lists its product as hypothetical. The record is from RefSeq and is a predicted model, not a curated record. Bases 1 to 1047 code for a protein of 348 amino acids. The transcript has 2 exons. NCBI's taxonomy places the organism in Eukaryota, Fungi, Ascomycota, Sordariomycetes, Hypocreales, Nectriaceae.
AUGGCUCGAGGUGUACGCAAUAAGGCCCAACUGGGAACCUACUACCGGACUGCAACAGGUCCUCGAACUGUCCCAUUAACAGACCCUCAAGGUCGUCAUCUCCGAUGGCCGAUAGAUAUUGGGGACAUUCACGUUUACUCAAGGGAUGCUGAAUCUGUCAUCUUUUUACCAAGCUCCAGAUUUUGGGUCGAGAAUCAGGCCGACGACCCGAAUGCUUUGUGGCGAGAAGACACAGAAGCUUUCGACUGCUUCAAAACAUCUUACGCUUACAACAUGAUUGGCGAAGAGCAUCCCAGAAUCGUUCCUGUCAUCGGUCAAGAUGCCUGGACUGGUCUUCCUAUCCUCAAGAAGCCGUCUUAUGGCUCUCUUUGGACAUUUAUUCAGAACUAUGGCUCUCAAGUGUACACGACUCAAGCAGAUGCUGCACCUCCAACGUCCCGGAUCAAGCGAGAGUUCCGACCUCUGGCCUACCAGUGGAGCUUGCAACUACUAUCUGGCCUCUCAUUGAUACACUCUCGAGGUAUUGCUUACGGGGAGCUCAUCGAGACAAACUGCUGGAUCAGCGCAGGCUCUUUAUCCAUAUCGCUAGCAGGCUUCCUCGGGUCUGACUUUACGGACCCAAGCAAUGGUUGGAACUUCCCCGGCACUUUCUUCAGCGGUAUCGAGUUUUCGCCAGAAUACCUUCCCCUUUCGCGGGCGGUGGGAGUGCCAACGUCAAAAACCGACAUAUUCAUGUUUGGUAGGUUAGUAUAUCAGAUAAUGACUUCUGAACUGCCAGGUGAUGGAAUGGGAAGGAAUUGGGGCGUGACUGAACGCUUGAUGACCGAAGAGGACUGGAUGCCAGAUCUUGAAGAUGAGUUCAUGGGAAGGAUUCUUCAUAAAUGCUGGAAAUUUGGGUAUGAGGAUGUUGAAGAGCUUCAGAGUGAUGUACAAGCGUUUGUGGAAGGCCAAGGGUGGACUAUCAGAGGUGAUGAGAUUGAGGGUUUUGAUGCUGACAGCAUUCAUCGCCAACUCGAAGCCAAUUUUGUUCCAGAAGAUGAGGAGUAG